UCAAAAUAUAAAUGCCACGGCAAAAUGAUAAAAGUAUUGCGCCUCAACUUUGCGGUUUUGCGCAGGUUUUUUUAUUUUCCAUCAUCAUCUGGAAAUGUAAUCAUAGGGACACGUUCCAACCAACAACUACAAAAUUCGGAUACUCUUGCCACUAUGCAGUUUUCUUCUGCAAUUUUGUUGAAAGCACGACCAAUCACGGCCCGCCACGUCCAAGCACGUUCCUCUGAAUUUUGGCUUUAUAGCCCGGGACUCCGGAGAUCAGGCCACUUAAGCUAAAUUCCUCACAAUUCCGGUCACAUUACUCACUUCCCAAAUUAAUUAAUUCCGAUGCUGGGUGGUCUCGUCUCCUCCGCCCGCACAAAUGUACGCGUCGUUAUCGUCGGCGAUCGCGGCACCGGCAAAUCCAGUCUCAUCGCCGCCGCUUCGGCUGAAAGGUUCAUCCACCAAGUCCCGCCGGUUCUCCCUCCCACUCGCCUCCCCGCCGACUUCUAUCCCGAUAACGUCCCCAUCACUCUCAUCGACACCUCAUCCAGUUUAGAGAAUAGAGGCAAGCUUGCUGAAGAAUUGAAGCGAGCUGAUUCAGUUGUAUUGACUUACGCAUGUGAUCAGCCUUCCUCACUGAAGCGACUCUCCACGUUUUGGCUCCACGAACUUCGACGUUUAGAGAUUAAGGUUCCGGUGAUAGUGGUGGGAUGCAAGCUGGAUAAGCGGGACGCCGAUGAUCCUACCAAUUUAGAGCAUGUGAUGGCCCCAAUCAUGCACCAGUUUCGGGAGAUUGAGACUUGUAUUGAAUGUUCAGCUGCAAAUCUGGUUCAGGUUCCUGAGGUGUUUUAUUAUGCCCAAAAGUCAGUUAUUCAUCCUCUAGCACCAUUGUUUGAUCAAGAAAUCCAUAUGCUGAAACCUCGCUGUGUAAGAGCAUUAAAACGGAUAUUUGUUCUCUGUGACCACGACAUGGAUGGCGCCCUCAAUGAUGAGGAAUUGAAUGAGUUUCAGGUAAAAUGCUUCAGUACCCCACUACAACCUGGUGAAAUAGUGGGUGUGAAGAAAGUCGUGCAAGACAAGCUGCCUGAUGGAGUCAAUGAGCUUGGCCUUACCCUGACAGGAUUUCUUUUCCUAAAUGCUAUUUUCGUAGAGAAAGGUCGAACCGAGACAGCUUGGAGUGUUUUGAGGAAGUUUGGUUACAAUGAUGAAGUUAAACUCAGGGAUGAUAUUGUAUCAAGUGCAAAAAAAAAGGCACCUGACCAGAGUAUGGAGUUGACUAGUGAGGCCAUUGAGUUCUUGAAGGGGGUAUUCAGUUCCUUUGAUGAUGACAAAGAUGGAGUUCUGCAGAGUUCAGAGCUUGACGAUCUAUUUUCAACUGCACCAGAAUGUCCAUGGGAUGAAUUUCCUUACAAGGAUGCAGUUGAGCGAACUCCACUUGGGGGCUUAUCUCUCAAUGGGUUUCUCUGCGAGUGGGCUCUUAUGACAUUGUUGAACCCAACUCAGAGUUCAGCUAACUUGAUAUAUAUUGGAUACAACUGUUAUGCUGCAUCAGCUCUCAAUGUUACCAGGAGAAGAGUGGUAGACCGUAAGAAGCAAAAAUCAGAAAGAAAUGUGUAUCAAUGCCUUGUUCUUGGUCCUAAAAAUGCUGGAAAGUCAAAGUUGUUGAACUCCUUUCUAGGAAGACCUUUCUUAGAAAGUUAUAGCCCGUCAAAGAUGGACAAUUACGUGGUGAAUGUUGUUGAUCGUCCUGGGGGACCUAGAAAGACACUUGUUCUCCAUGAGAUUCCUGAAAUGGGUUUGCAAAAGUUGUUUUCUGAUAAGGAGUGUUUGGCUACUUGUGAUGUUGCUGUUUUUGUCUAUGACAGCUCGGAUAAAUAUUCUUUGAAACGAGCAUCAGAGCUGUUGGUGGAUGUUGCUAGACAUGCCGAAGAGAUUGGUUGCGAGAUGCCUUGUCUAUUAAUUGCAGCAAAAGAUGAUUUGGACUCCUUUCCUAUGGGAAUAAAAGAAUCGGAGAAGGUUUGUCAGGACUUGGGAAUAGAUGCACCUGUCCAUGUCAGUGUGAAGGAAAGAGAUCUUAACAACGUUUUCCAGAGAAUUGUGAAUGCUGCUGAGCACCCUCAUCUAAAUAUUCCGGAAACUGAAUUUGGCCGGAGUAAGAAACAACAUCGCGAACUUGUAAACCGUUCUCUUGUGUUUGUCUCAGGUAAAAUAGUAUUUGAUAUGAGCUUCAAUCUAAACUUUUGGUGUUUAACUUGUGUAGUUGCGCGCCUGUUUCCUCAUAUAUUCAUCUUGUCAAAGAAAGUUUUCCCAUUUUGAACCUAGAAUAAUAUCGUCGAGUUUUUAUUGUGUUUGAGGUUUGUUUGAGGAGAUAUAGGCUAAAAGACUACUGCACGUAUCAAAUAAGGGGUAUGAGGGUAUUAAAAAGGUUGGCAUCAUCACUGUGCACUUGUUCUGAUUCUUCAACUGAUUAUUGCAGUGAGUGCUGCCAUUGCUGUAGUUGGAUUGGCGGCUUACAGAGCCUAUGCUUCAAGGAAGAAUACCUCCAGUUAAAGUUUGCUCGUCAUUAAAACAUAGAAAGCUAUUCAUUGAAAUGGUAGGUACAACAUGUUCAUAUCCAAAAAAAAAAAAAAGGUACAACACGUUCAUUGGACCAACUCAGUGUACCAAUUUUUUUCCUAUAGUCCGUUGUGUACAUAAAAGUCUCAAGUUGUCUCCACAGUGAAAAUGUAGUUUUGGAAAGUAAGUAAGAAAUUUUGGUUUAGAUGGUUCCUGUGUAUAUUUUCGGUUGUACUACAUAUUCUCAAGAAGUCAGGUUCUUCCCAACCUGAAAGGCCUGUUAUAAUGGAUAGUACUGCAAUAUUUGGAGACUCUUGUUCGCAUGUGCAUUUGAGAAGUGAUCUUUCUUUUGAAGUGGGGUUUGGUGCUUAAAACCUCUCUCUGCUUUCUUUAAGCAUCAUGAAUACACGAAAAAAAUAUUUUUCCCUUCUUCAGAACUUAAUCUGUAGUAUGCAUGAGAAAACUAAAUCUGUAGUUUGCAGGAUAGUAGUUUGUUUGAAUAUCUGUAGUAUGUUCUUUUGAUGAAUAUGCAAGGUGAAAGUUCAUGAUUUACAGUUUCUUGAUUCUGUGAUUGUAUUGGCGUCGAUGGAAGGCAGUGUAGUCUAUGCUUUUUGGGCUCGUAUCAAGUCGACCCAUGCAAAACAGCGAGUGACCUAAAAAUUCAAGGAAAAUAUAGAUCAAUUGCGCUCCUCUUGGAGCUGAGAUAGUACUGGCGUUGUGGAUACAAUGGGAACAAAUGGCUGGAAGAAAAUACUAAUAAAAAUGGGCCUCAUUCUCAAAUUCAGUCGUAACACAGUAUGUACGAACAGUACGUAUAGUAAAGUUAGUCAUUGAUGAUUAGGUGUUAGAGAAGGAUGAACCUGAUGAGACGAACGUGCGAAGUAUGCAGAGAUAGUGG
Oldenlandia corymbosa var. corymbosa is the source of this 3436-nucleotide messenger RNA. NCBI's taxonomy places the organism in Eukaryota, Viridiplantae, Streptophyta, Magnoliopsida, Gentianales, Rubiaceae. The record is from the annotation of a GenBank genome assembly.